Volvox carteri f. nagariensis is the source of this 1430-nucleotide messenger RNA. RefSeq lists its product as uncharacterized. Bases 505 to 1011 code for a protein of 168 amino acids. The record is from RefSeq and is a predicted model, not a curated record. Lineage: Eukaryota; Viridiplantae; Chlorophyta; Chlorophyceae; Chlamydomonadales; Volvocaceae. The transcript is spliced from 3 exons. Gene Ontology annotation, cellular component: endoplasmic reticulum.
ACCAGACCGGGGGUUGGCAAUUACCUGGUAUAGCUUAGCAGGAUUCUUAUGUAUAAUUUACUUACUGUUUAAGGGCAAAGGGUGAUGUGGGGCUAGGGGUGGAGGGCCUUUUUGGGGAUGUUUGGGACUUUCAGGAUAUUUUCCAAGGUUGGAUCAUCUUGGUGACGUUGCAGAAAGACUGGUGUGACGUGAGUUCCCGACAGCGUGUGAAAGCAGCAGUGCGUGUUUGGGACGGACAGGAAGUGUUUCAGGAUACUAUGCGACGGAAGCAGCCCGACUUUGCCUGCGUGUUUAGAGGACUACUUGCUUACACGGGGAGAUCAGGACGUGAGGUCGUGAGUGCAGCGCAGUCAAACAUGUAACGGUUUGUACGGGGCGAUCAGCUAUUGUUAAGUUUCAGUGGCUAACGUUACUUAUCGGAACUUAAAAAAGAUUAUAUAUUUGUUGUGUGACAUUUGUUUUUACAGUUUCGCUUGACACGCUGCUUCUUCUGCGAGCUUUAACAUGGGACUCCUAACCAGUGUCCUUGACAGGAUUUUCUUGGCCUAUUUCAUUCUACAUAUUCCCACAACAGUAAUUGUGGAUAGCCAGAGUGUGGUGCCAGCUCAAUAUUUCCCAUCCUGGGCUAAGGAGCUACUUCAAUGGCACAUUAAGACCAACGGAGACCAUCUGGUUUCAUCAAACCCAUUGUGGUUUGUUUCUCUGGUGGCCUGCGAGAUUCUGCUGCAGCUACCGUUUUUCUUUGUCGCGUCGUACGCUUUCCUCAAGCGCCGUAACUGGAUCCGGAUUCCAUGCAUCGUGUACGGCAGCCACGUGGCGACCACCAUGGUUCCCAUUCUGUCCGAAUUCCUUUUCAGCCCAGAAGCGGGACCCAAGAGACUGACGCUGGUCUCGAUUUACUUGCCGUACUUGGUCGUACCGGUGCUGCUUGUCGUACGCAUGGCGGUUGUGGAGCGGCCGUUCGGCUCAACAGCUGCCGGCAAGCGGUCUAAAAAAAAUAAGGCGCAAUGAGAAUUUAACCUCUCCUCUUGUUAACCGUGUGUCUCCGAAAAGUCUGUUUGACUUCAGUUGUUGAUUUGUUUUUUGUGUUUAUGGCCCGGGCCUCUUGUGCACGUCGAUGGGAGGUAGACUUGUUGACGCUUUUAGUGCCGUACAGUGCUGUACGGUUUGAGUUGAGCAUACAGAUUUGACCGUAUCGAAAGCCAGGGCCUUCCUCCAGGGCCGUUCACUUGUACAACGGUCUGGAAGUGCCGUACAUUCGCUAUAUUUCAUUUUCUGUGUGGCUUUUAGGAGCAUAGGCUUAGGUGCAUAGGAGGGUUAUUGUUAGGCCAACUGCUGUUUGUACAGCACCACCAGAAACACAUCACCAUCAUCAUCAUCAUCAUCAUCAUCAUCACAAUAAUAGUAAUCUGUAACCUAGGGACAUACUU